AUGUCUGCGUCCCGGUCUGGGAGCAUAUCCGUGACCCCACGGGGUCCGCGACCUCCGGUUGGACGCUUGGCUAGUCUAAAGCCCCCAAGCUCAAUCCCCAUCAAACGCCCACAACCGAUGGGACGCCCUCAACCUGCACGCCCUAAGACACACCCGAAGACUCAGAGCUGUCCGAAUCCUGGGUGUCCUGCUCCACACAUCGUCGAGGAUGAAGGCCAAAAGGUUUGCUCGGGGUGCGGUACAGUUAUCAGCGAAUCAAAUAUCGUGUCCGAGGUGACAUUUGGCGAGACAUCAUCUGGCGCCGCAGUGGUACAAGGAUCUUUCGUCGGAUCAGACCAGACCCAUGUCCGGAGCUACGGACCAGGUUACCAUCGUGAUAGUAUGGAAAGCCGGGAGGUGACUGAGCAGAAUGGCAAUCGAAUUAUCAAUCUAGUAGCCCGACAGCUACAUGUCCCCGAGAGUGCCGUGAAAGCAGCUGGUCAAGUUUUCAAGCUUGCGGUUGGCCUCAACUUCAUCCAGGGUCGACGGACAAAGGCCGUCGCCGGCGUUGCCCUGUACAUUGCUUGCCGUCGUCAGGAUGGUAAUACGGCAAUGCUGAUUGACUUUGCGGAUGCUUUGAUGAUCAACGUCUUCAAACUUGGUCGCACUUACAAGGCCCUUCUCGACGAACUUCGGCUGGGUGGCAAUGUUUUCCUCAUGAACCCCAUCGACCCGGAAAGCUUGAUCUACCGAUUCGCCAAACAACUUGAAUUUGGGCAAGCCACGAUGCAAGUCGCUGGCGAAGCUGUCCGUAUCAUUCAGCGAAUGAACCGUGACUGGAUGUCAACCGGUCGACGUCCCGCUGGUCUUUGUGGUGCGGCAUUGAUCUUGGCAGCUCGGAUGAACAAUUUCCGCCGCACUAUUCGCGAGGUGGUCUAUGUCGUCAAGGUCACAGAGGUUACCAUCAGCCAGCGUCUUUCUGAAUUCGGCUCGACGGAGAGUGGCGAGCUUACUGUGGACCAAUUCCGCUCCGUGCAACUGGAAAAUUCGCACGAUCCACCUUCUUUUACCCGGGGCCGUGAGGGUAAAAAGUCAAUUCGACCUACAACCAAGCACCCCGAGACUGCAGCUGAAAUUGAAGGCGAAUACGCAGAGAGCGACGCAGGAUCAACACAAAGACAACGAUUUGAUGCCGAUGGAUUUGCCAUUCCAAGUCUUCCCAUCGACCCCGCGUUGAUUGACGAUCCUCAACGACGGGGUUCCGUUACCAGAGCCGUGAAUGAGGCGGUCGAGGAUGCCGAGAAGGAGAUGGCUGACUUCAAAGAUGCUAAAAUCAAGGGGUCUCGGCGCCCCUCUUAUCCUGUGCCUUCUGCGGAUCAAAUUGCGUCGGAAAACGCUCUUGAGGAAGAGAUCCAGACCAUGCUGGCCAAAGGUUCAGACCUAGUCGAGAGCAUCAUCGAGCCCAAACCUGUCAGCUCUGUUUCCGACAGCAUUCAUAUCGAUGAAGCUGAGUUUGAGGACGAUCCCGAGGUCGCCCAUUGCCUGCUUUCAAACGAGGAAAUCGAACUGAAGGAGCAUAUCUGGGUUCACGAAAAUAAGGAAUACCUCCGCACACAGCAGGCGAAGGCCCUGAAGCGUGCACUUGCUGAAGCGACUGCCGGUCCCUCUACAUCCAAACCUCGAAAACGCCGGAAGGGUCGCAUGGGCGACGUAGCCUAUCUCCAGGGCGAGGGCGAUGGUGAGGACGGCCGCAGCUCUCGCGCCUCAACUCCGGCAGAGGCCACGCGACGAAUGUUGGAGAAUCGUGGGUACAGCAAAAAGAUCAACUACUCGCUCCUCGACAACCUCUACGACCAGGACGUCCCCGGCGAUGUCAAUGCAAAGGUGGAAUCUCUGAGCCGAAGCGACAGUCGCAGUCGCAGCCAGAGCGUUGCUUCACGCCGCAGCGUGAGCCUCCAACCCGAGCCAGCACGAUCACGCCGUACAGCCCGGGCAGCUUCCCGAGUCCCUUCGGGUGUUACCAGCAAGCCUGUCAUAUUCGCCAAUCACCAGCCCACUCCACCUGCCACGGCUCCUUCAAUCUCCGCUGUGGAUGAACCUGCAGAGGCAACACCACUUACCGAAGCUGAGAUUGGUGGUCUUCCAACUAAUGAUCUGGAUGAGAUAGAUGAGGACGAAGACGAGGUUGAGGAUGACCACGUUGACGAUGCAUUCGCGGGAGAAUACCACAAUGACUUCCAGGAUGACUAUUACGAUGCGGGCAGUGAUUACGACUACGAUUAA
Molecule: messenger RNA, 2262 nt
Organism: Penicillium daleae
Lineage: Eukaryota; Fungi; Ascomycota; Eurotiomycetes; Eurotiales; Aspergillaceae
Product: transcription factor TFIIIB subunit BRF1
Exons: 1
Coding region: 1-2262 (753 amino acids)
Biological process (GO): DNA-templated transcription initiation; transcription preinitiation complex assembly; transcription by RNA polymerase III
Cellular component (GO): nucleus; transcription preinitiation complex; transcription factor TFIIIB complex
Molecular function (GO): TBP-class protein binding; RNA polymerase III type 3 promoter sequence-specific DNA binding; RNA polymerase III general transcription initiation factor activity
Source: RefSeq, a predicted model, not a curated record